Molecule: messenger RNA, 1116 nt
Organism: Arachis duranensis
Lineage: Eukaryota; Viridiplantae; Streptophyta; Magnoliopsida; Fabales; Fabaceae
Exons: 2
Coding region: 459-863 (134 amino acids)
Source: RefSeq, a predicted model, not a curated record
UUUGAAAGAAAAAAAAAAUUGUCGUUGACUUUGGUUACCUUCUUUUAUAAACUGUAUUAAUUUUCGAGGGCGAAAAUUUUUGUAAGGAGGGUAGAAUGUAAUGUCCCAAGCUUCUUUUUUUUUCUAUUAUUACUAUCCUAUACCCUUUAAUUUUAUCAAAAUUCCUACAGUACCCUUAUUCCUCCUACCCAACCCUAACCCUAAAUUACUAAACAACUUCCACUCUUCCUCAUCAACCACAGCCCCCCUUCUUUUCAAAACUCACACCAUAGACAUACACCCACGCAGAAAAAAAAAGGGCGAGAACGGCAGAAGGGGCUGCAGCCUCCACGCCUCGCCGCCAAAGUCCUGCUGCUGCCAAGUCGCCAUCGACGUCAACCCUAGAGAAAGAGGGAGUCUGCGAGUUGAAGGAAGCUGGAGGAGUGUCGCUGCCGUUAGCAUUUUGCAGUGCCAUCAUCAUGGUUGCCGAGAAGGAGGAGGACCCGCGAGGAAGAGAGGGAUGCGGUCAGUCUCAUCGUCAUCAGAUCCGUCUUUGCCGAUGGAGACCCCGUCGCCAAGCUGCUGCGCCGCCGCUGCCACCGUUGGGUUUCUGGGAAGAGGAGCUCGAACGGGAGAGAGAGAACGAGAGAGAGAGAACGAGAGAGUUCGCAGAAAGAGAAACAUCACCAUACACGAACAGAGGGGGGAGGAGGAACUCACCGGAGGAGAAGGAGACUCGUCACCGUGCCUCUAGUCGCCAGGAACGGCGCUAUCGUCGCCGGAAAACACGCCGGAGCUUCCAAACUCACCGGCAACACUACCUUGCCACUGUUCUGAAUUUUAUCUGCCUUUGUCUUUGUAUUCGAUUUGAAAUGACUGCCUAGUGUUGUGGUCAUUGUCGCUGUCGUGAGACGCACUCUGGGUUUGGUCUCUUCGGUCUGUUAGGACCAUGCUGUGAGUAGGCUUUACAUUUAUAAUUGUUUGAUUUUGCAUCUAUAAUUAUUCUGAUAUAUAUCUAUUAUGAUCUUUGAAUUAUACUCACUAUAUUUGCCUUGAACGAUUUUACAUUGAUUAGAAUAAUUGAUUUAUUAGAAUUAAAUAAUUUAUUUUUAUGAAGUUUAUAUUUUUGGAACUAUA